CACACACACACACACAGAGUGUGCAGCAGCAAAUGAGCCGGGAGUGGCACAGUAUCUCGCACACGCACUUGCUUCAAACAGUGGCUAACAGCCGCUUUGAGGCGGGUGUGGGGUGGAAGCAGCAUUCUGCACCCUCUGGGGGCCUUCCGUGAGCUCCUGUGACUCAGAGAAGAUGGGGGAGCGGGAGUUGCAGCGUGCAGACCAACCUCUCCCGUAGCCCGUCUCCAACCUGCUCCUCUCUCUCCCUCCUUCACCCCUCACAAUACACCCUCUGCCCCCCCGUGUGUGCGAUACAGAGUGUGCACACACACACACACACACACACACACACAUAUAUAUAGGCAGACAGAGCACUGAGCAGCCUGCCCGGACUGGCGGCCGGACGGACUGGGAGACGCUGAGCCAGGGGGUCAGUGACUGAGCGAGAGGCAGCCUGCGCACACUGCACUGUGGCCCGGGCCCCAGCGAUGGCACAGCGGCCGAGCGCGGCGGUACCGCUCCGGGCGCCUCUUCUCUGCUGGACUUGUUCCUACUUCUUCUGCCUGCUCUGCUGGAAGCCGCAGGAGUGUCAGGGAGCCGCCGGACAUAACCAAGUUAAUUUACUAGACUCCAGAGCUGUAAUGGGAGAUCUGGGAUGGAUCGCUUAUCCAAAGAAUGGGUGGGAAGAAAUCAGUGAGGUUGAUGAGAAUUACACUCCAAUACACACAUACCAAGUGUGUAACGUAAUGGAGCAAAAUCAGAAUAAUUGGCUGCAGACUAACUGGAUCUCCAACGAGGGGGCCCGCCGUAUAUUCAUUGAGCUAAAAUUUACACUACGAGAUUGCAACAGUCUUCCGGGAGGUCUUGGAACCUGUAAAGAGACUUUUAAUGUAUAUCAUUUUGAAUCCAAUGAUGAAGAUGGGAGGAAUAUCAGAGAAAACCAGUACAUUAAAAUUGAUACAAUAGCAGCAGAUGAAAGUUUUACAGAGCUUGACCUUGGAGAUCGAGUCAUGAAGUUAAACACGGAGGUGCGAGAUGUCGGCCCACUUUCUAAAAAGGGAUUUUAUCUAGCCUUUCAAGAUGUUGGUGCUUGUAUUGCUCUGGUCUCUGUACGAGUGUAUUACAAGAAGUGCCCAUCUACAUUCCACAACCUUGCUUUCUUUGAAGACACAAUCACAGGGGCUGAUUCGUCCUCACUGGUUGAAGUGCAAGGCACAUGUGUCAACAACUCAAUGAAAGACGACACUCCAAAAAUGUACUGCAGCGCUGAUGGGGAAUGGUUGGUCCCGAUUGGGAAGUGCAUGUGCAAAGAAGGCUAUGAAGAGCAAGGUAACAAAUGUCAAGUUUGUCAACCAGGAUUCUUUAAAGCCUCACCUUACAGCCUGUCCUGCAGCAAGUGUCCUCCCUACAGCUAUACAUAUGACAAAGGGUCAAUUUCCUGUCUUUGUAUGGAAAACUACUUUCGAAGAGAUAAUGACCCUCCUUCAAUGGCUUGCACAAGACCCCCCUCACCCCCACAGAAUGUCAUCUCUAACAUCAACAAUACCAGUGUGAUUCUGGACUGGAGUCCUCCUGCUGAUGGUGGAGGACGAAAAGAUGUGACAUACCUCGUGAUUUGCAAGAAGUGCAGCAUGGAUUUGAUCCGCUGUGAGGAGUGCGGUAGCGGUGUCAGGUAUAUUCCACAGGAGGCCGGCCUCAGGAACACCACGGUCAUGGUGGUGGAUCUCCUGGCUCACACCAAUUACACCUUCGAGAUUGAGGCAGUGAAUGGUGUGUCGGAGCUGAGUUCCAUCCCUCGACAAUUUGUGUCUGUAAAUGUCACGACCAAUCAAGCAGCACCUUCACCAAUUACCGUUGCGAAAAAGAAAACAGUCACAAAAAAUAGCAUCUCCUUGUCCUGGCAGGAACCAAAUCGACCAAAUGGCAUCAUACUGGAGUAUGAGAUCAAGUAUUUUGAAAAGGCCCAGGAGUCCAGCUACACUAUCAUUAAAUCCAAAGAGACUGAGAUUACUGUCGAUGGCCUGAAACCCACCACGGUAUACAUCUUCCAGAUACGUGCUCGCACAGCAGCAGGUUACGGGGGCUACAGCCGUAAAUUUGAAUUUGAAACCGGUCCAGUCUCCUUACCUGCCAGUGCUCAGAGUCAGGUGCCAAUCAUUGCAGUCUCCGUGGCAGUGGGCAUGAUCCUAUUGGCAGUGGUGUCUGGCCUGUUACUUAGUGGAAGAAUCAGGGUUGUGUUGGGAUUGGGUUCACCACCUCAGGCAUCAUGUCCAAGGCAUGAAAGGAGGCGGUGUGGAUACAGUAAAGCUAAACAGGAUCCAGAUGAAGACAAGAUGCAUUUUCACAACGGUCACAUUAAGUUGCCAGGUAUACGAACAUAUAUCGAUCCUCAUACCUAUGAAGACCCAACCCAAGCUGUUCAUGAGUUUGCCAAGGAAAUUGAUGCAUCCUGCAUUACAAUUGAAAGAGUCAUUGGUGCAGGUGAGUUUGGCGAAGUGUGCAGCGGCCGUUUGAAGUUACCUGGAAAAAGAGAAUUCCCAGUUGCUAUUAAAACUCUAAAAGCUGGUUAUACAGAGAAGCAACGCAGGGAUUUCCUUGGUGAAGCAAGUAUAAUGGGGCAAUUUGAUCAUCCCAACAUCAUCCACCUCGAAGGUGUGGUCACUAAAAGUAAACCAGUAAUGAUAGUGACUGAAUAUAUGGAGAAUGGCUCCCUUGAUACUUUUUUAAAGAAAAAUGAUGGCCAAUUUACAGUCAUUCAACUAGUGGGAAUGCUGAGAGGAAUCGCUUCGGGAAUGAGGUACCUUUCAGACAUGGGUUAUGUCCACCGUGAUCUGGCUGCUCGAAAUAUCUUAGUCAACAGUAACCUGGUCAGUAAGGUUUCUGACUUUGGACUUUCCCGGGUACUUGAAGAUGACCCAGAAGCUGCUUAUACAACAAGGGGAGGGAAGAUUCCAAUCAGAUGGACAGCUCCAGAGGCAAUAGCUUACCGCAAGUUCACUUCAGCCAGUGACGUUUGGAGUUACGGAAUUGUCAUGUGGGAAGUGAUGUCUUAUGGAGAGAGACCUUACUGGGAAAUGACUAAUCAAGAUGUGAUAAAGGCUGUGGAAGAAGGGUAUCGUUUGCCAACUCCCAUGGACUGCCCAGCCGCUCUUUACCAGUUGAUGCUCGAUUGUUGGCAGAAAGAUCGCAACAGCAGGCCCAAAUUUGAAGAAAUCGUUAGCAUUUUAGAUAAAAUGAUUCGCAAUCCAUGCAGUUUGAAGACAUUAGUUAAUGCCUCUACGAGAGGGUCCAACUUGCUGGUGGAACAUAAUACAGGGGGCUUCAGCGUCUACCAAUCUGUGGGAGAGUGGCUUGAGUCCCUUAAGAUGGGUCGGUACACAGAAAAUUUCAAUGAGUGUGGCUACACCUCAUUGGAUAUUGUGACAAAAUUAACCUUGGAAGAUUUGAAGAGAAUUGGUGUGGGUCUUGCUGGCCACCAAAAGAAGAUCAUGAACAGUAUUCAGGAGCUGCGAGUCCAGUUUAUGAAUGGCGUGAUGCCUGUGUGACUCUAUUCCAAAUCGCUUGAGCUGUCACUAGCCAUUCAGCACUUUUAUUUUUUUCUGUUUUGGGACUUGUAUUUAUUCCUCGGUGCAUAAGUUGGGGAGGGGGCGGGGGGAAUGAAUAUCUGGAACAACAGAAUGCAAUUAAUGCUCACCUUACUGUUCCAGUAUUUGAAUUCGCUAAAUCCUUAAACCUUGGAAUCAUCAUCAUCACUGGAAUACAGAGAAUGGAGACAAGUUCAAUAAGGGGUAAAGUUCAUCCAUUUACUUUCACAUCAAGCAACACUGAAUACCUUGGCAUACAUAUUCCUUCUCUGUAAGAUGGUAUUGGCACCUUUCUUUGUCCUGCAAUGGAAGACUCUAAUUCCCUCUUGGGAGCACCUGACUUUCUCGACAGUUUCAAUUCAAUCGAAAAAUGCCAGUAGAUUCAUAAUACUUUGUGUAAGUUUCCUGUAUCAUGUCUUAAUGAAUGACAGUUGUGUAUUGAACAGCAAUAUUAAGUUUACUACUUAGUAGUAAGAUGUUUUGUAAAUUAUAAGUGCAGUUAUAAUAUGCUGUAUUUAAUAAGUUAUAGAACGUAGUGUAUAAAGUCUUUGCUUGACUCAGUCUUGAUCAGUACGUAUUUAUUAAUUAAAAAUGUUAGCGCAUAAUGAAACAUGUUAUUUGAAAACGUACAUAUUUACUUUGUUCUGAUAAUAUUUGAAUAUUCACGUGUAUAUACUGUACAGUUUGCUACUGCAGGGUACAGAAUUUUCUCUAUAUAACAAAACUAACUCUUUCAUUUGACUAAAGUGAGUGACACUUUCUUAAACUUUUGAUUCGAAGGCCCUGCUUUUUGUACUGUCAGUGUGCGAUAUUGAGAGAUGUUUUACUAUAGUUCUUAACUGGCGCUGGUGAACAUUGCUUUAUAGCUUUAUGGGCACAGUUUUCGGUGGGGAAUAAUCUAACAGCACCAUAAAUUGGAUUUGCCCUUGCAAGCUGAUAAGAUUACAUUGAAGGAAACAGUGCAUUUGGGACUUGAGUAAACAGAGUGAGCAACUGUCCUUAAUCAAUCACACUGAAAGAUUGUUAAACUAAAAGUGCAAGAACUAAGAAAAAUGUGUAUCUGAUUGGGUGAAUCCAAUGUCAAAUCACAUAUAGAAGUGAAAUAAAAAAAGGAAUUAAAUAUUAAACUAGAGACAGAAAGUAAAAAUAGUUUUCUUUUACAUCUCCAAUAACAAUUAAAACAUGAAAGAAAGAAUAUCCACACUUGUGAUAGUUAAUUUAAUAGUAAUUACACAGUAAUUCACAUUUAUUACUUUGUUAAAAGGGGAAUGAGGCUGAAUAGAUGGGACCUAAUCUGUGGUGAGAUUGGUCUGUAUCUACCACACAAAUACAGUGACUUCAUCAUUCACUUUAUGGAGAUAAUCUAGUGAGAAGAUGUUUCCGUGAAGCUAAUGCCUUAUUAGUAUAUCACAUAAGCAAGAAAAUAGUAUCAGAAAUAUAAUGAUCCGAAAGAAUAGGGGAGAGGACAAUAUAGUGAUAAAUGUUGCUGGACAAGGAAGCCAGAGACCCAGACUAAUAUUGUGUGGAUGUGAGUACAAAUCCCACCAUGACAAAUAGUGAUAUUUGAAUUCAGUUAAUGAAUUUAGAAUUUUAAAAAAACUGUUGUAAAAAGCCCAUUUGGUUCAUUAAUGACCGUUAAGGAGGGAAAUCAGCCCUCCUUACCUGACGCGGUUCUGACCCAUAAUGUGGCUGACUCCUAAAUGGCAUAGAAAUUGAAAUAUCAAACUGCUACAAAGUCUAAGUAAAAUAAUAGAACUAGAUGGACCAGCCAGCAUUGUCAAGGGAGCAGAAAUCCAAGCCUGAAUUUGCAGUGUCCUCUUUACUAACAUCUGGCGGCCUCUUUCAAAAAUUGGGAGAGCUAUCCCAUUGACCAGACAAGCAAUACCUUGAAAUUCAAACAUAAUGAGUCAUGCCUUACAGUCAAUAUUCCAGACACAUAAUUAGCAUCCCUAUGUAUGCCCACUGGCAGGACAGAUGCAUUAGAAGUGGCACACAGUGGUAUCUAGUCAGGUGGGUGUUGGUCGUGAGUCUUCAACAUUGACUGUGGAUCCCAUAAAGUUUCAUUGCACAAGGUCAAUCACCUGCUGAUGAUUAUCAUUUACUGUGUAACACUGCCAUCAUGUUGAUUGGAAUGGAUUUUGAACAGAACAAACAACUUAAGACUGGAUAUCCAUGAGAUGCUAAGGACUGUCAGACAUGUAUUCAACCAUAAUCCAUAGCCUGAUUUUACUAAUGCAUUUCCCCCUUUCCACCAUUUCUAUGAAGCUGGUGAUACUAAGAAGAGUGCGGGAGGAUAUGCCUGGAACAGCACCAAGCAUACCUUAAAUCAAAGAGAUGUCAAACUGCUCAAGCUGAAGCAUAGGACUACUUGUGUGCCCAAAGAUGGAAAGCAGCACACAAUAAAUUAGACUAAUUGUCCCCAGAACCAACCAGUUGGAUCUAAGCUCCAAGGUGCUGCCACAUCCAAUCACAAAGGAUGGUGGACAACUUGGAGUUCUGAAGAAGUGACACGUCAACCUUGAAAUCUCAACUCUGUUUAAAUCUUUACAGAUGCUGCCAGGCCUGCUGAGUUUCUCCAGUGUUGUGUUUGCCCCAAUCUUAAGCCAAUUUGGUUCACUGCAAAUAACAUCAAGAAAUGGCUGACACUAGAUACUGUAAAGUCUAAGAACCCUCAUAAUGUUCUGGUUAUAGGAGCGAAAACUGGUGCUUGAGAACUAGCCGCACCAUUAGCCGAGUUGUUUGAGUGUGGUUACUUUAUUGGCAUCUACCUGACAAUGUGGAAAAUUGUCCAAGUCCAACAUUGUACACAAAAAGCAGGACAAAUCCCACUGGCCUACUGUUGAUCAUCAGCAAAGUGACGGAAAGUGUCAUUGAGAAAAUUGGAAGUAAACAGCACUCACUGAGUGAUGGGUCUAGGCCGAAACAUCAGCUUUUGUGCUCCUGAGAUGCUGCUUGGCCUGCUGUGUUCAUCCAGCCUCACAUUUUAUUAUCUCACUGAGUGACAGCCUGCUCACUGACAACAAAUUUGUGUUUCUGACUUCAUUACAACCUCAGUACAAACAUGGGAAAAGAACUGAAAACUCCAAAAGCAAGCUGAGUGUGUGUGCCCUCGACCUCAAAGCAGAAUUCGACCAAGUGUGGCAUUAUGGAGCCUUAACAAAACAAUAGUCAACGAGAUUUGGGGUAAACCCCUUCUGGUUGGAGUCAUCGAACACAAAGGAAGAUGUUUGUGGUUAUUGGAGAUCAAUCAUUCCCAGGACAUCAUUGCAGGACUACUCUGGAUAGAUCCCAGUCCCCAUUAUCUUUAGCUGCUUCAUUGCAGCUUCAUUCAUGAUUGCACAAUGUUCAAUAACAUUUGACAUUUCUAAGUUACUGAAGCAGCCCAUAAGUACAUGUAAAAAGACCUAGACAACCUCCAGGCUUGGGUUCACAAGUAGCAAAUAACAUUUAUACAUCACAGGUACCAGGAUAUGAUCACCUCCAAAGGAAGAGGAUCUAACCAUCAUUCCUUGACUUUUGAUGAUGCUACCAUCACUGAAACAUUUCACUAUCAACAUCUGGGGAUUACUACUGACAGGAUUCUAAACUCGCAUAUAAAAACUGUGGCUACAAGAACAGUUCGGGAGCUAGGAAUUCACUAUAAGGCACUAGUCAGGAGUCUGAUGGAAUACUCUUCACUUGCCUGGAUGAAUGAAAAUUCAACAACGCUCAAGUGGCUCAUCAUCAUCCAGGACAAGUCAGCUUGCUUGAUUGGUAGCCAUCCACCACCUUCAACUUCAAGUCCCUUUAUCAUUGAUGUCCACUAGCCAUCUAUAACGUGCACUGCAGCAAAUCUCCAAGGCUUCUUAGACAUCACCUUUCAACUCAAAUUUCUACCAUCUCUAAAAGGGCAGCAGUUUAAUGGAAACACCAACAACUGUAAGCUUCCCUGCAUAUCUCACUCCUGAAUUUGAACUUUUUCAUCUUUUGUUCAUAGUCAUUAGGUCAACAUCCUGGGACUCCCUAAUAAGGUGUCCCUAGAUAGCAAGAGUUCAAGGAGGCAGCUCAACACUACCUUCUCAAGGGCUAUUAGAUAUUAGCAAUUAAUUCUGGCCAGAGAUAUUACCUCAAAGAACAAACAAAUAAAAGUUUCCCACUGGACGUAUAGUUCCCUUCCCAGGGUGUAAAAGGAGUAAAUGAGGAAAUUGGAAGACUGCGUAAAGUGUUGGCAAGGUGCUCUUGACUCAGUGGUUGUCCCUUAAGAUUGGAAAAUGUUAAUGUAACCCUAGAAUUCAAAAAUGGCAAGCAACUGAGCCCAGGAAAAUACAGAGAUAAUGGGAACUGCAGAUGCUGUAGAAUCUGAGAUAAUAAAGUUUGGAGCUGGAUGAACACAA
Stegostoma tigrinum is the source of this 7936-nucleotide messenger RNA. RefSeq names its product ephrin type-A receptor 5-like. Bases 468 to 3524 code for a protein of 1018 amino acids. Lineage: Eukaryota; Metazoa; Chordata; Chondrichthyes; Orectolobiformes; Stegostomatidae. Gene Ontology annotation, molecular function: transmembrane-ephrin receptor activity; ATP binding; protein binding. The record is from RefSeq and is a predicted model, not a curated record. Gene Ontology annotation, cellular component: plasma membrane; neuron projection. The transcript is spliced from 18 exons. Gene Ontology annotation, biological process: axon guidance; protein phosphorylation; cell surface receptor protein tyrosine kinase signaling pathway.